This is a messenger RNA of Striga asiatica, 812 nucleotides long. Lineage: Eukaryota; Viridiplantae; Streptophyta; Magnoliopsida; Lamiales; Orobanchaceae. The record is from the annotation of a GenBank genome assembly.
AUGCUAACUACUGGACAACCGGUCCUGAAAUGGGAGGAUGUGGAAAUUGGGGAGCUUAAUGAUGGAGAGAUCAGAGUGAAGAAUAAAGCCAUCGGCUUGAACUUCAUCGAUGUUUAUUUCCGGAAAGGGGUUUACAAGGCUCCAACAAUACCCUUCACUCCUGGAAUGGAGGCUGUUGGUGUGGUGACAGCUGUAGGGCCCAGGCUUACUGGAAGAAAAGUUGGGGAUGUUGUUGCUUAUGCAGAAGAUUUUGUUACGCGUGUCAACGAGAUAACAUCCGGUAAAGGCGUUGAAGUUGUAUACGACUCUGUUGGGAAGGACACUUUCGAGGGAUCACUGGAAUGUUUGAAGCUCCACCUUAAUGCAAUACACAGUGACUCGGACGAACUUCUGCAGACAGCCUCUGAAGUUUUCACCAAUGUGGGCUCGGGCAUCUUACGGGCCCGAGUAGUGAAUCAUACGUACCCAUUGUCUCAAGCGGCGCAGGACCAUGAGGACCUUGAGAACAGGAAGAUGACUGGCUCUGUCGUGCUCAUACCUGAUGGAUGCUAAAAUGUGUGUGUGGGUGUGUGCGCGUGUUUUCUGGGAAGACUGAUGUAAAGAACCAUGUGGAAAUAAGGGAAUUAUUGACUAGUUUUAGAAGUGUUUUGAGUGUCCUUUUUUUAUUUGUGUUGGAUUAAUAGUGUGUGUUUUAGCUUGAAUUUUAUGCUUUUACAAUGUAGGGUUGUUGUUCAUUGUGUUUCACUAGUUUCACUGCUGUCGUUUUCCAGUAUAUAUAAACUUUCAUUAAAUGAAGUAAAUUUCCUUACUAA